UCCUUGAUCCCGCAGAUUGCAGCAAAUUAAGCACCAUCCACUGUUCUGCCUUGGUUUGAAUAUGCUAAUACCUUGGAAAAUUUCAUUAGGCCUCCUUCAAGCUCGAUGCAUGAUAUGAAUGACACGGAAUUACUAUGGAGAGCUUCAUUUGUUCCUCGGAUCAAGGAGUAUCCUUUCAGGAGAGUCCCAAAAAUUGCCUUCAUGUUCUUGAGCAAGGGGCCACUGCCAAUGGCUCCUCUCUGGGACAGAUUCUUCAAGGAGCAUGAAGGGCUUUACUCCAUAUAUGUCCAUGCACUGCCAUCCUACACUGGUGGGUACCCAACAUCAUCAGUUUUUUUCAGGAGACAAAUCCCAAGUCAAAUUGUUGAGUGGGGAAAGAUGAGUAUGUGCGAGGCAGAGAGAAGACUCCUCGCCAAUGCAUUGCUCGACAUCUCAAAUGAAUGGUUCAUUCUCCUAUCCGAGUCUUGCAUUCCACUGUUCAAUUUCAGUGUAAUCUAUCACUACAUAUCAAGAUCAAAACACAGCUUUAUGGGCUCGUUCGACGAACUCGGACCCCACGGGAGAAAACGAUACAUUAAACGCAUGCAACCAGAGGUCACACUUAGCCAAUGGCGUAAAGGGUCCCAAUGGUUCAAAGUUAACCGAAAGCUUGCAAUUGAUAUAAUUAAAGACGCCACUUAUUACCCCAAGUUCAAGAAAUUCUGCCUUCGUGGUUGUUAUGUCGACGAGCACUAUUUCCCGACAAUGCUGACGAUUCAAUCGCCUCAUCUCUUGGCGAACAGGACCCUUACUUGGACCGAGUGGUCAAGGGGCGGCGCUCAUCCGGCCACAUUCGGGAAAGCUGAUAUUACCAAAGGCUUCCUCAAGAGAAUUUUUGAAGGUCAAUCCUGCUUAUAUAAUGACCAGUCAUCUACUAUUUGCUAUCUUUUUGCAAGGAAGUUUGCUCCAAGUGCCUUGGAUCCUUUGUUAGGGUUGGCAUCCGAAGUUUUUGGGUAUUGAUAAGGUUUAGCAUCCAGAG
Molecule: messenger RNA, 1018 nt
Organism: Hibiscus syriacus
Lineage: Eukaryota; Viridiplantae; Streptophyta; Magnoliopsida; Malvales; Malvaceae
Product: glycosyltransferase BC10-like
Exons: 3
Coding region: 106-999 (297 amino acids)
Cellular component (GO): membrane
Molecular function (GO): glycosyltransferase activity
Source: RefSeq, a predicted model, not a curated record